UUAUUUGUGAAUGAUAGCUUUUCGUUUUCGUGUAGGUCGAUUCUUUUUGUACAAGUCACUGUUUGCGCUCGCUCUGCUGUAUGCAACUCUUUAUCAUUAUUGAAGCUGUAAAGCGCAUGAAAUCGGCUAUAGCUUAAAAAAUGUAUUUCAUAGUUACUUAUUUUUUAGACAUUUUAAUAGAAUUCGAGUAAUGAAAUUUUUUAUUUACCAAUAACUGUUUCUAGCGUUUGUAAGAGUAUAGAAACAAUUUUUAACAAGAAGGCAUAAUACAUAAAAUAUUUAUAUAGUUGCUAUCCAAACAUUGAUUGGCUCAUCAUUAUUUAUUUGCAUUCACAAUCUAGUACUUAAUAAGGAAUAUUUAAAUUUUAGACUUCGCGUUUUUCUUCAUCACAUGAUUAUCGUGUAUGUUCAUACGCUCUUUAUGAAACUAGUUAUCCAAUUGACGGUGUUGAACGUACGAAAGAAAAGCUGUUAGUAAAAGAAAUAGUUUCGCCAAUCGUCGAUAUAAGUGUUUGAUCAGCUGUUUUUGUUACAAACUGAUAUAUUAAUCUGCAUAUGUCUCAUUUACAUAGCAUCAAUGGUGAUGCAAUGUAAGUGUGAUACCCUCAAAGACGUUCGAGAGUAUGACUUGGCUACUUUUUGUACUUCCAAGCCAACAUCACAAUUUCUUUUACGCCAGAUCUUGCUCUUAUCUUAUCAGAGCAACAUGCUUGCAAUGUAACUACGAAUCUGCUGAAAAGUAAAUCCUCUUUUCCAAUGCUUCAUUUAGUUCCUCGGAUGUACUCGUCAUGAUCCCGCAAGCAGAAGCUAACAUCGUCUUUCCACAAUGGUAUGCGGGUAUCGGAGUAACUCUGCUACUCCUGCAGAUGGGGUUCAUGGGCGGCUGGCCAUCUCCAACACUAGCCCGUCUCUCAGCCGAGGAUUCGCCGAUUCCUCUGGACCCCGAGCAAGCCUCCUGGGUCGCUUCCAUCGUGAACCUCGGUCGGUUCUUUGGUGCCAUUCUGGGAUCCGUCAGCACCAGCUAUCUGGGUAGCAGGCGAUCUAUCCUCGUGACGCUGUUCCCGGUCGCCGCGGGUUGGCUUAUCACAGCCCUGGCCCACAGCGUCGAGUGGCUAUACGUCGCUCGUUUCUCUAGCGGAGUAGGCCUCGGAAUGGCCUUCAGCACAUUCCCCCUGUACAUCGGGGAGGUGUCGAUGCCGGAAAUACGAGGAGCUCUCAUAUCGAUGGCCACUACCGGCUCUCCAGUAGGUACUCUCGUCGCCAGUAUUGCCUGCUCCUACCUCGACCUCACCGCUUCGUCGUGCAUCUAUUUGGCUCUCUGCAUCAUGCUAAUGGUAAUGUUCUUCUGGCUGCCGGAAUCACCCCAUCACCUUCUGAAGGUUGGAGCCUGCGAUGCUGCUAGAAAAUCUAUUGAAUGGUACAGAGCUGGGAAUGGCGUAGAUAAGGAGUACGAUGCCGUCGAGAAGUUCGUGAGUACCGACAGCAAAGUCGGAUUCAUGGACAAAUUGCGAGAGUUCAAGACACCGCCCAUCAGAAAAGCAACUUUCCAAAUCAUCGCUCUGUACACGUUCAUGCAGAUCUGCGGUCUUAACAGUAUCGUAUUCUACAUGGAGACGAUCUUGAUGCGGGCCAAGUUCACCAUGAUAAGUCCAUCUCUGGCUGUGAUGCUCGUCAACCUUUGUGGCAUCUUCUCCGGAUCACUCUCCAUACUGUUGAUCGACAGAUUCGGCCGAAGAUUUUUGAUGAUCUUGUCCGGUACAGGUGUCACUAUCUCGAUGGGAAGCUUGUUUGCCUUCUUUCUUCUGUUGGAUUUGAAAAUAGACACCUCUUGCGUACAAUGGUUACCCGCCGCGGCUAUGUUCAGCUUCGUCAUUUCGUUCUGCGUUGGCAUGUUCCCGGUGCCCAGUGCCAUGUUGAGCGAAACAUUUCCUGCUAACAUCAAAUGCAUGGCAGCUUGUAUCGCUAGUUUGACAGGCGCUAUCAUGUCAUUUCUGUCCUCCAAAACUUUCCAGCCCAUGGUCGACGCUAUGGGCGAAACGUACGUGUUCUUGAUUUAUACCAUUUGUUCGUUCCUCGUCAUACCUUACUCUAUGUUCAUGAUGAUGGAGACAAAAGGUAAAAGUCUGCAGCAGAUUCAAGAUGAACUCACGAAGAAGUGAGAUUUAUAUUAACGUUUACGAAUCUUGAUCAGUUUGGCUCUUUUUAUACAAGUCACUGUUUACACUCGCUCGGCCACGCAUCUGUUUAUCUUUAUUGAAGCCGUAAAGCCCGUGAAAUCGUCUCGUUUAUAAGCUAUAGCUUUAAAAAUGUAUUUUAUAGUUAUUUAUUUUGUAGGCAUUUUAAUAGAAUUCGAAUAAUAAACUUUUUAUUUCCCAA
This is a messenger RNA of Nasonia vitripennis (jewel wasp), 2376 nucleotides long. RefSeq names its product facilitated trehalose transporter Tret1-like. Gene Ontology annotation, biological process: transmembrane transport. Bases 789 to 2159 code for a protein of 456 amino acids. Gene Ontology annotation, cellular component: membrane. The transcript has 2 exons. NCBI's taxonomy places the organism in Eukaryota, Metazoa, Arthropoda, Insecta, Hymenoptera, Pteromalidae. Gene Ontology annotation, molecular function: transmembrane transporter activity. The record is from RefSeq and is a predicted model, not a curated record.